Messenger RNA from Mercurialis annua (annual mercury), 1508 nucleotides. RefSeq names its product G-type lectin S-receptor-like serine/threonine-protein kinase SD2-5. NCBI's taxonomy places the organism in Eukaryota, Viridiplantae, Streptophyta, Magnoliopsida, Malpighiales, Euphorbiaceae. The record is from RefSeq and is a predicted model, not a curated record. Bases 51 to 1349 code for a protein of 432 amino acids. Gene Ontology annotation, biological process: protein phosphorylation. The transcript has a single exon. Gene Ontology annotation, molecular function: protein kinase activity; ATP binding.
ACCUUGAUUUCUUUGUGUCUAGUCCUUUUGAAUUUGAAAUUUCAGCCAAGAUGACUAAUACAUAUGUUUCUCAAGAAAUUAAAAACUUCAUAGUCAGUAAAAGUAUGGCUUUGUUUGCUUCACAAGUUGCAAGGAUAACGUUCCUUUUUAUCAUAGUUCUUGUGAUUAUGGCCGCUAUAUCGGUGGUUUUGUAUAUUUUCGGACCAGGAGUAUGGGCUGCCGUUGCAGUCAUCGGAGCAAGCGCGGUUGUUAUUGCCGCCUACGUAGUGAUUAUUCGUACACGAAAGAACAGACUUGCGAAUGAUGAAGAGACGGGACUUGAAGAUGAAGGCCUCGAAGACGACUUAGGUCAAAUAUCAGGGUUACCCUUGAGAUUUACUUUCCUUCAACUCAAACUCGCGACCCGAAAUUUUGAAAAUAGGCUCGGAAAUGGUUCGUUCGGUACAGUUUUCGAAGGAACACUCGAAAACGGAAGAAAAAUAGCCGUAAAACGGUUAGAAUCGUUAGGUCAAGGGAAGAAGGAGUUUUUAGCCGAGGUUAAUACUGUCGGAAGCAUCCACCAUCUUAAUUUAGUGACACUAAUCGGAUUCUGUGCAGAAAGUCGACACAGGAUGUUGGUGUAUGAGUUCAUGUGCAACGGAUCUUUAGAAAAAUGGAUUUUUCGAGACGAAAAUGCUCUAGAUUGGCAAACUAGAAAAUCAAUUAUGAUCGGCAUAGCGAAAGGGCUAGCUUAUCUUCAUGAAGAGUGCACAAGAAAAAUAGUUCACUUAGAUAUUAAACCGCAAAACAUUUUAUUAGAUGCAAAUCUACAAGCAAAGAUAUCCGAUUUCGGAAUGUCAACUUUGAUCGAACGCGAUCAAAGUCAAAUUAUGACAGCAAUCCGAGGAACUUUCGGCUAUAUGGCUCCAGAACUAUUGAGCUCUAUCAUAACAAAGAAGGCUGAUGUGUACAGUUUUGGCAUUGUCGUAAUGGAAAUCGUUUGCGGACGAAAAAAUAUUGAUCGAUCCGUUCCCGAAGAUUACAUGUUUUUGCUGUUAACGUUCAUGCGAAAGGCGAAAGACGGUCAAUUGGGCGAUCUGGUUGAUAAAAAAUGUGAGCUGCAGAAAUUAGAAGUGGUGGAGAUGAUGAAAGUUGCAGUUUGGUGUUUGCAAAAUGAUUAUACAGCAAGGCCUUCAAUGUCAAGUGUUGUUAGGGUUUUAGAGAGUGAUAUGAAAGUGGAAGCUGAGUUAGAUUAUAGUAUUAAUUAUCCACCAACUUCCAUGGCCAUUCAAAGGAAGGAUAAAGAAGAUUUCAGAUCUGCAGAUAGUGCUACUGCUUUGCUUCCUUGGUCUUUAUCAGGACCCAGAUGAAAGAAAAAAAAGAUAAGGAGUUAUUGAAAAUUUUGCUCCAGUCAAUUGGCUGUUAUUUUUUUUUUUUUCUGUUUAUGAUCAUUUGAGUUGAAAUUUCAAUCAAAUUAAUUAUUAGAUUUCAUUUCAUGACUAGUGCUGAGUUCUUUUUGCCCCAAUCAA